Molecule: messenger RNA, 1893 nt
Organism: Osmerus eperlanus (European smelt)
Lineage: Eukaryota; Metazoa; Chordata; Actinopteri; Osmeriformes; Osmeridae
Gene: txlng
Product: taxilin gamma
Exons: 11
Coding region: 298-1656 (452 amino acids)
Biological process (GO): regulation of cell cycle
Molecular function (GO): syntaxin binding
Source: RefSeq, a predicted model, not a curated record
AGUUUGACUUGUUGGAGUGGUUGUAACGUGUUACAAACCCCUAUGGUACUUCCUACAUUGAUGUUAGACCUCAUUGUGAGCCGAAGACGAGCGGUUAGUGUUUAAAACCGUUGCGAAGGAAGUUGCAAGCUAGCCGAACCAGCUAGCCUGACAGGUUGUGAGCUAGCUAAGUGUGCGUAACAGGCUUGAUGGUACAUCAUCAGCCCCAGCACAGCACUGGAACUGGCGUGACUGCCGUCGCGUUGAUCCGUUGUCGGUUUCAACCUGUUGUCAUACCAGUCUGGUAGUAGAAGCGCGAUGGAGAGCCCAGGUGUGUGUGGGAUCGAGGUGGCCACCAGAGGCUUGGUAGGCGGUAGCGACACACCCUCUGAUCUAGACAGCCCCAGCCAGGAGGAUGUGGGUGUGUUUGGCCUGGUGGGGGUCACCUGCAGGCACAAGCUGAGAGGGAACACCCCUGGGAGGGAGGACGGCUUCUUGGACCCCAACAACCCCGAUCUGGACCCUGGAGGUGGCACCAAAUGCAAGAAGGAACCGAAGGGAUUAGGUAAAGAGGUUCUGCUGCUGAUGCAGGCCCUGAACACCCUUGCAUCUCCAGAGGAGAAGCUGGCUGCCUUGUGUAAAAAGUAUGCUGACCUGCUGGAGGAGAGCCGCAGCGUGCAGAAGCAGGUGAAGGUGCUCCAGAAGAAGCAGUCUCAGGUCGUCAAGGAGAAGGUCCACCUCCAGGGGGAGCACAGCAAGGCCAUCCUGGCCCGCAGCAAGCUGGAGGGUCUGUGUCGAGAGCUGCAGAGGCACAACAAAACCCUGAAGGAGGAGAACACCCAGCGCUCUCGCGAGUACGAGGAGAGGAGGAGGGAGGCCACGCUGCACUUCCAGAUGACGCUGAGCGAGAUCGAGGUCCAGAUGGAGCAGCACAACGCCCACAACACCAAGCUGCGCCAGGAGAACAUGGAGCUGGCGGAGAAGCUCAAGAAGCUCAUCGAGCAGUACGAACUCCGGGAGGAGCACAUUGACAAGGUGUUCAAGCACAAGGAGCUACAGCAGCAGCUGGUGGAUGCGAAGCUCCAGAGGACUGCAGACCUGAUGAGGGAGGUGGAGGAGAGGCAGCAGAGAGAGAGAGACUUUCUGCUGAAGGACGCAGCGGAGUCGAGACACAAGUGUGAGAUGAUGAAGGAGCAGGAGACCCAGCUCAAACAGCAGCUGUCUCUGUACAUGGACAAGUUCGAGGAGUUCCAGACCACGCUGGCGAAGAGCAAUGAGGUGUUCACGACCUUCAGACAGGAGAUGGAAAAGAUGACCAAGAAGAUCAAAAAGCUGGAGAAGGAGACAACACAGUGGAGGACCAAGUGGGAGACCAACAACCAGGCCUUGCUGCAGAUGGCUGAGGAGAAGACCCUGAAGGACACCCACUACAAGGCUCUGCAGGGGAAGCUGGAACGCCUGGAGAAGCUGUGCCGGGCCCUGCAGAAGGAGCGCAACGACCUCGACAACAAACUGGGCCCGCUCCAGGAACCCCCCUGCACGGCCCCGCCCGAGCCCAAGGACGGAGAGCCCUCUGCUGGGGAAGGAGGGGCGGAGGCCGGGUGUGAGAGAACGGAGGUCCAGGCUUCCUCCACAGCCGAGAGGGGUCCAGAUGAAGCCGCCCAGCCUGAGGACUGAACAGGGCUGGGCCUGCUCCCCCUGAUCCCUCCCUGGGACUAUCCGGGGGGACGGGACGGGGGGACCUCACCUCCUCCUCAACGGCCCCUUCAUGUGGAGAACAGCCUUCAUGGGGGAGACCAGUUUAGUCCAGGACUGGGCUAGGCUUCCCCCCCCAUCUGUCUGGGAAGCUGGGCCCUCCCACCUGAUCUUUAUUUUGUGUGUGAUAGUUCAGAUUAAAGAGAUGAUUGCAUUGAU